AUGCAGGGUCGAAAUAUGACGGCUCAUGACCGGCAUCCUUCGGCGUCAAAGGCAAAGCCGCAGCCAAGAGUCAACAAAAGCCCGAGAAGAGCGACAAGAGCAUGCGACGACUGCCGCCGUCUUAAAGAAAAAUGCAUCGGCACCGUCCCCUGCGACAGAUGCAAGAAAUCAGGCCGCUCAUGUCAGUUCAGCAAUAGCUUCAGGAGAACUCGCGUUUCUCGUGCGGCAUCUACGAGCAAGACUUGCCCUGGAAACCGUGCUGCCGCCGCUGCCGAUUCAUCUGCCUUUUUCGAGAUUGAGAGGAUCCAGGCCCUUGAGCAGAUUGCCCGGUACUAUACGAGUUUGGAGCAGUGCAGCUUGGAGAAUUUGAAGGAGGUUAUUGGGAACUUUGCCCAGGAUGAAGGAGGGUUAGUAGAUGUUGAGGUUGAUGAUGGGAGUAGUGAUGGGAGGGAGGAUGCUAUGGAUGCUCUGACUCCGGCUUCGAGCGUACAUGCAGAAUUCUCACAUUCUGACUUUUCCCGUCGAGUACAGCAAAAAGUCAGGGAUGAACUCGACGAUCCCAACUACGAGUGUCCAAGCCCAGAAACCGCAGUAGAAGAAUCAAAUCCUUCUACCCACCUCCUAUCCAGAGACGCCGUCGUCCUAGAAGCCGUCUCGCUCUUCCCGCCCGCCCACUCGGCCCUCAUCCUGCUCAACGUGUUUUUUGAAUUUGCUCAGACAAACUACUUUUACGUCGAUGAAGAAACUCUACGGCAGAGGCUGGACCAGUUUUACUCUUCAUCUGCACGGGUGGGUAUAAACGACGCUCCCUGGGUGUGCACCGCUCUCAUGGUGUUUGCCCUCGGGAUGCAGUUUGCCCACCUGUAUCAGCCAUCGUCGAGGAGUUCUUGUGGGGGUCUCAUGAGGGAGGCUUACAGCGUUUGUCAGACAAUGGAUGAUGCGCUCGCGUUGACGUUUUACCGCAAGGCGUCCAACAUGAUUCCCGACAUUCUUGCCAUGGCUUCGCUCGAGAGCAUACAGGCUUUUCUUCUUUUGGGCAUCUAUGUGCUGCCCGUGGAUCCUGCUGGCUUGUCCUGCACAUACUUCGGAAUCGCUAUUAAAGUUGCUACGCAGAGUAAUAUGCAUCAUAAGAGCGGCGAUGAACUGUCCGCACGGGAGGCUGAGUUGAGGAAGAGAGUUUGGUGGACAGCAUACACACUGGAAAGACGGAUCUGCAUUCUUCAUGGAAAGCCAGUUUCGAUCUCAAGGCUCGACAUCGACGCCAACCUACCGACUGACUUGACGGAGCUGCAGCCCAAGGAGAGAGUCAACCCUUUUCAAAACAAUCUUGCCAUGUUGAAGUUGACGAUUUUCAUGGAGGAUGCGCGAGACGGAAUACUGGCUUUGAAAAACAGCGACAAGACGCAACGAGUCAAGGCCUUCCAAAACAUAAUCAAGGUCAAGGAGAGACUGCAGAAUUACUGGCACAGUCUCCCCGACGAAACCUACUGCCGCGACCUCACCUCUGGAAGUCCCCUAUUCCGGUCCAACAUCCACCUCGCCCUCUCUUACCACCUCGUCCACAUCUCCAUCGGUCGGUCCUUCAUCUUUGAUGAGUCGAAUAUCAAAACAAAGGACGCAGAGUGGCUUGGGUUGCGCAAGGAGCUGGUUGAUGACUGUGUUGCUAGUGCUGUUGCUGUCAUUGACCUUUGCCAGAUUCUUCAGGACAGGGGAAGUCUUUCCAAGUCGUCAUACACAGAGUUUAGCUCAUGCUGCGCUGCUGUCCUGGCCCUGGUAGCCAAGGCCGUGUCCGACAAGAGCGGCCAGCUACAGGACGCCAGCAAGAGGGGAAUGGAACUCCUGAGAAACAUGUCCACGGGAGUCUUUUCAACAAGCUGCGAGAAGCGCGCCGUCGAAGGUCUCGAGGCAGCGUUUAACAGGUUGAAUCACAAAGAGGACGAGCCCGCCAAGUGUGACGAGGCUGGAUACAUGCAGUUUCGGAACUGGGUCGCCAUGCAGCAGAUUCUUCCCGGAGAAGCACUUCAACUGCCGAAGCAGGAUAAUCCCAUGAUGAAUCUGUUCGGAGCGUCGUCGGCUGGUAGUCAAUACUCAGCCAAGACGAAUGGCUGUGCGCUGCCUGGAUAUGCAGAGUUGAGUUCUCUGCCGGAUCUUGGGGAGUGGUUUGAUCAUGGGUUUGGACAGGGCGUUUGA
Molecule: messenger RNA, 2190 nt
Organism: Fusarium falciforme
Lineage: Eukaryota; Fungi; Ascomycota; Sordariomycetes; Hypocreales; Nectriaceae
Product: Zn(2)-C6 fungal-type domain-containing protein
Exons: 6
Coding region: 1-2190 (729 amino acids)
Biological process (GO): positive regulation of transcription by RNA polymerase II; DNA-templated transcription
Cellular component (GO): nucleus
Molecular function (GO): zinc ion binding; DNA-binding transcription factor activity, RNA polymerase II-specific; sequence-specific DNA binding
Source: RefSeq, a predicted model, not a curated record